GGGUACAUGUAGAAAUUAAAUGAAUUUUUGAAGGAUAGUCAAGGCACCUGAAAGAGAGCGCUGACGCCGUGAUGGACGACCCAACUCAUGGGAAAGGCGUCUCGUGAGGCUCGCAAGGCCGGAAGCGAUGGCUAUGCAGAAGGUGACCUCCAACUGGAGGUUGCAAAGCUUCAGAAGGCGUUGUUGGAGGCGAAACAGCAGAACUGCGAACUCCAUGCGCGAGUGAAGCAACUACAGGAGCAGGUUUCUGCCGCUCAGAAAAUGGUGAACCAUGAGCCGGAUGAGGAGGACAAACAGCGGCUACUGAAGCAUUUGGAGAGCGAGGCUUAUGUGGAGCUCUUUGCAUCUCCCAUUGCUGGCGUGGGAGUUCGCGCGUUCCGGCCUAUCCCUGCCGGAGUGGAUCCUUUUCCCAUUUGCAACAUGCAUAUGGCGGCGAAGGAGCGCUUCUGCGUUUGCUCGGACGCAGAGUUGAAGGCCAUGCCUCCAGGGGUUUUCGAGAAAGUAAAGUCUUUCUUUGCAGCCUUGACGGAAGAUGAUGGCUGGACGCCACAAAGAAAUCGCAAGGGGGAGAUCAUCUACGGCGUGCUAUCAACAGGCAUGAACAACCUGAACUUAUCUUGGUACUUGAACCAUUCGGAUGAUCCCAACAUUGAGUUUUGCGAUGCAGAAGAGGAUGGUGGAUACAAUUCCUUUGUCACGAGGCGGCGAAUUGAAGCUGGUGAGGAGCUCACGACAGACUAUCGAGAGCUUGGAAAGGAAUUCUUUGAUUUGAUUUCGAAUUGAUCAAACAUAAUAUAUAUUAUUUG
Cladocopium goreaui is the source of this 806-nucleotide messenger RNA. Lineage: Eukaryota; Dinophyceae; Suessiales; Symbiodiniaceae. The record is from the annotation of a GenBank genome assembly.